Molecule: messenger RNA, 1453 nt
Organism: Amborella trichopoda
Lineage: Eukaryota; Viridiplantae; Streptophyta; Magnoliopsida; Amborellales; Amborellaceae
Product: protein C2-DOMAIN ABA-RELATED 4
Source: RefSeq, a predicted model, not a curated record
CGAAUGCGAUUGGAGUGUGAGAAAUCGUGGCGAGAAAUGCGGGCAGCCCUUUUCCCAUUGUUUGCUGUGAAACCCGGAGCGAGAGUGGAAAUGUGAAAACGGGAAAUUCGCAUUUGUCAGAGAAAUAAGCACUUUCCUGUCACGCGGUCAGAAACACAAGGAAUAAUUUCCCACGUUUGGUGGGGGUUUCCGCUGUGUUAGAGAGAGAGAGAGAGAGAGAAGAAUUUGCAUCUUUGGUAUUAUUGAGUGGGAGGGGAGUUUCUGCUUGCGAGGGGUGGAAUCUUGUGGGGGUUCCACCUGCUUUCUGGUUUUGACCUCUCCUUCCCCGUGCAAGGACAAGAGCUAGAGAGAGAGCUUGGUAUUGUUAAUGACAUGUUGAGAUAUUUUAAAUAUAGUUGGUAAGAGAGGGAGAGAUAUUCUGGUUUGGGAAUUGUUUUAUUUGUCUUCUCUACAGAGAGAUUGGAAUUAUCCUGUGUUGACUCCUUUUCCUGUGUAGAGUGAGAGAGAGAAAGGUCUAGAGGUUUCUUCUGGUGGAUUUUGGUCCAUUCACCUAUAUUAGGUGGAGAGAUAGAGAGGGUCUGUAAUUUAUUGAAUUUCCUUGUGUUUCUCUCUCUCUGUGUUUUAGAGAGAGAAAGAGAGAGAGAGUUGUAUAGGUGCUUUGUGUUGAUAGAGGAUGGAGAGGGUGAUAGGAUUGCUGAGGGUUCGAGUAAUCAAGGGCGUCAAUUUGGCCGUCAGAGACAUCCGGAGCAGCGAUCCUUACGUUGUUCUCACCAUGGGAAAACAGAAACUAAAGACUCGAGUGAUUGAGAAGAAUGUCAAUCCCGUGUGGAAUGAAGAGUUGACAUUUUCAAUUAGUCAUCCUAUUUUACCUGUAAAGCUUAAUGUGUACGACAAGGACAUAUUCAGCAGGGAUGACAAGAUGGGGGAUGCCGAGUUUGAAAUUGAGUCCUUUAUGGAGUCUGUAAGGCUCAAUUUAGAGGGUGUCCGAAGUGGUACAGUUAUCAGAAAGGUGGCACCGUGCAGACAAAACUGCUUGGCCGAAGAGAGCUUAAUUCGGUGGGUAGAUGGGAAAGUCAUUCAGGACCUUUGCCUCAGGCUACGUAAUGUGGAGUGCGGUGAAGUGGAACUGCAACUUGAGUGGAUCAAUGUCUCUCGUUCUAUGGGUAUUUAGAUGUGACUUCAGGUUCGUGAGGAUUCUGGUUUGAAUUUGCUGCCGAGAAAGUCUCCAUGUUUGAAUGCAUGAAGCACAUAUGCACUAGUUGUGACAUAGUGAGAUAAAUUAUGAAAGACUGUCGGCCUUUGCCUGUGAUUAUUGCUAGUUUCUAUGAAACGAUGGUUGGUUUUAUACCAUAUGAUUGCUCUGAUACUUAAAAUUAAUUGAUAUACUCAAAACUAGGUGAUGCAUCCAUUUUGGGUGCAUUAAAAAAUGUAAAUCAUGAAAACCUUUGUUUUA